AUGGCAACUGAAUAUCGCGGCCACGGAACGCCACUUGCCGAACUUGGGGUGAGAUACUUCAACGCUGCCGGACCUCAACGAGAAAUGGCAGCUCUUGCGCACUUGUCGAAUACUGUUACCGUCCCAUCUAACGUCACGACCGUCCAUAUUACUGGCCAACUUGGGCGCAUCGCCGACGGUUCCAUCCCCGACUCCAUCAAAGAGGAGUUUCGUGCAGCGUUUGUGGCCGUUGAAGAGGCGUUGAAAGUCGCAGGCGCGGAUGGGUGGCGGUCCGUGUAUAAAGCCCAAACAUACCUUACUGUCGAGGGGACGGAAGGGCUUCCCCAUUAUGGCGAAUUAGUCAAAGAGUUCUGUGGCCAGAACAAGCCAGCUCAGACCGCGGUCACUGUACCUCAACUGUUAUGGCCCAAAGCUCGAAUUGAGAUCUGGGUCGAGGGUGUGAUGUCCACGACUGGGGCUUGA
This is a messenger RNA of Fonsecaea nubica, 462 nucleotides long. RefSeq lists its product as hypothetical. The transcript has a single exon. Lineage: Eukaryota; Fungi; Ascomycota; Eurotiomycetes; Chaetothyriales; Herpotrichiellaceae. The record is from RefSeq and is a predicted model, not a curated record. The coding region runs from base 1 to 462 and encodes 153 amino acids.